This is a messenger RNA of Frankliniella occidentalis (western flower thrips), 2215 nucleotides long. Its product is annotated as sodium channel and clathrin linker 1-like. Gene Ontology annotation, biological process: clustering of voltage-gated sodium channels; cilium assembly. Lineage: Eukaryota; Metazoa; Arthropoda; Insecta; Thysanoptera; Thripidae. The transcript has 11 exons. The record is from RefSeq and is a predicted model, not a curated record. Gene Ontology annotation, cellular component: centriole. The coding region runs from base 208 to 1920 and encodes 570 amino acids.
CUCAGUCAUUUCCGGUGUGUGACAUUUGUAAACAAACAAACAGUCAAACAGUACUGAGCCGCCGCUGAAGUAUUGUAAUCCCGGAAAAACUGUGUCCGGUUCUGUGUAUCAGCAUGCUGUAAAACAAUUUAUCUCUAAAAUCUGUUCUGUAGUCACAUCUUGCUCCAGGUCUCUCGAACAUGAAAGGUACAGUGGAGAAUAUGACACAUGAAGCACCACAAGCUCACAUCAAAGAUGAUGUAUUCUUCUGUCAGCACUGGUACUCCCAUCAUUCAAGAGUAUGAAGAUUUAUUUCAUUCUAUACAAGGACAAUUGAAACAGUGUCAGAACAAUCAAGAUGCGCUGAGAUCUAGGAUGGAAUCUGUUUUAUCUGAAAAUGAGUCAUUGUCUGACCAAUUGAAAACUGAGAUAUCUAAAAACAGUGCAAAUGAAAGUCAAGUGAAGUCACUUAACAAUAAUAUUAAACAGCAACUAGAUGCAGCUAUUCAGGAAAAAAAUUCAGCCGUUGAAAUGUGGCAAACAUCUCUUCAGCUAAUUUCUGCUUUAGAAAAUGAAUUGAAGGACUAUCGAGAUAACUCUCACUUGACCACAGCUGUGGAAAAAGUGAAUGAGGUUCGUUCUGAAUAUUCUCGUGCCAUUACCUUACUUGAGGACAAAGUAUCUACUGCAUCUAUUCGGUUAGCUAAAGAUAAGGCUGCCCGUGAAAUGGCUGAGGAAAAUUUGACUAAAAUGGAAAAUAACUAUAAAUUGCUAUCAGAGCGCUAUGAGAAAAGAUGUAAAGAUGUUGACGAAGCUCUUAUAAGCAGAGAAAUUGCUCUAAAGAAAGUAGAGGAGCUGGAGAAGGGACAUUUAGAGGCUAUGUCUGAAUUAAAAGAAGCCAAAUUAAAUUGCACAGAACUCGAAGCUGCUCUUGAACGCAGUCUAGCUCGAUUGGAAGAAGUUCUUUCAAGAGAAGUUGAGGCUCGCGAGAAAGUUGAUGAAGCUCUUCAAAUAGUAGAUGUAGCUUUAAUAGAAAGAGAUAAUGCUUUAAAACAGGCAACUCAAGCAUCAGAAGAGGCUCAGCAACUGAGAGCAACAAUAGCUGAGUUGAUAUCAGAAGCUAGAACGGAAGUGCAAGCUGAGGCAGAGCAGAUCAAAGAACAAUACAAUAGCAGAAUCAAAACAGUGUUACUAGAUAUGAGACGUCUUCAAACUGAAAACAAAACUAAAAAUUCUCAGGUACAGAAGUUGAAAAGCGAUUUAACUUCACUUGAAGCUGAGUUAACUAGAACAAAACGUGAAUUAGAUAAUGCACUAAAAGAUCGACCCUCUUUAUCUGCUCUUGAUCGUAAAUUGGAGGGACUCUUUAGAACUCAAGAACUUGCUGGUGGAGAAUCAAUACGUGCUGAUCUUGAGAUAGAGCAGUUGAGAGCUGAAAUUAUAAAAUUAACUCAAAAUAGUGAGUUGGAGCAGCGUCAAUAUCUUUUAGAGCGUCAUGUUUUAGAGGAACAAGUAAAUGCCCUACAAAUAGAACUUGAGAAUUCUUCUAAACUUAUCUCCGACUAUGCUGCUAAGAAUGAUGCCUUCAAUGAUGCACUUCUCCAAAAGGAUCAAGAUAUCAAUGCACUUAAAAUAGCACUUUCAUCCAACACAUCUUCUAAGAUGUGUUAUUGUGAAAUGCAUUCCAAACCAACGCAGCCACCAUGGAUGAUAGACAAUGGAAAGAUGUAUCAUGAGCUUCAGCGGCAGCUUGACAGUCAAAGAGAACUGGCCAAUAAAUGGAAAGCUGAAGCAAAUUUAAUCACAUCACGUUUCCAAACAAGACUUCGAGAGCUUCAUUCUGAAGCUUCCACCUUAAGAAGAGAAAACAGAGAUAUUCACAAUCAGUUGCAUGCUGCCAGGUAUCAGCUACAAAGUUAUCAACAAAUUACUGGAAGAUAAUUUAUAAGAAAUAAGAAGUGCUCAAAAUGUUAUUUUGUGCAGAUUCUAGUCAUACUUUUUAAAAUUUAACUUGCACACAUGCAUUCUGUCCUGUCGUCCUAAGUAUUAGUUAGUUAUUGUACUAAUACCUUUUUUGGGUUCCAACCAACCAUAUGUGAUAUGAAGAUCAACCUAGAUUUUGUACGGAUUAUUCUAGCUAUAUGAUAGCUGAAAUUUGAAAUUUUAUCUGUUAAUUUGUGAUGAUUUUAUUUUUGAGCAACUAAAUGAUGAAUACAAAGCUGUUGUAAUUUCCAAA